Helobdella robusta is the source of this 720-nucleotide messenger RNA. RefSeq lists its product as hypothetical. Gene Ontology annotation, cellular component: nucleus. Gene Ontology annotation, molecular function: DNA-binding transcription factor activity, RNA polymerase II-specific; RNA polymerase II transcription regulatory region sequence-specific DNA binding; purine-rich negative regulatory element binding. The annotation marks the transcript as partial. The transcript has 6 exons. Lineage: Eukaryota; Metazoa; Annelida; Clitellata; Rhynchobdellida; Glossiphoniidae. Gene Ontology annotation, biological process: regulation of transcription by RNA polymerase II. The record is from RefSeq and is a predicted model, not a curated record.
GAAGAAGAAUUAGCUUCUAAGACCAUUCAAAUACAGUCGAAGAGAUUCUAUAUCGACGUCAAGCAAAACAAGAGAGGCAGAUUUAUUAAAAUGGCUGAGGUUGAUGUAUCUGGAAGAAAGAAACGUUUGGUAUUUUCUAUGGCAACGGCUUCAGUUUUCCGAGACAAACUUUCCAUAUUUGCUGAUUAUUAUACCGGUUUAGAACACCCAGAAAUGGAUGAUACGGGAACUCUUAAAAGUGAAUUUAUCAAUAAAGAUGAGAGAAGGUUCUAUUACUUGGACCUUAAAGAAAAUUCAAGAGGAAGAUAUCUCAGGGUGGCCAUGACAAUUCCCCUUUCAAGGCAGAGAUUUCAAAUAGGAAUACCAGCUCAGGGCAUGAUAGAGAUCAGGGACUCGCUGACGGAGCUUUUGAAAGAAUUUGGAGAUUACACUUGCGAUGAUUCCAGCAUGCCAGGAGCGAGGCAAUUGAAAGUAGACAAUAAAAUGUUCUACUUCGACAUCGGUCAAAACAAAAGAGGAACAUAUAUGAGAAUAUCUGAGGUUAGGAGCAACUUUAGAACGGCUAUAACGAUACCUGAAAAAUCCUGGGUCAAGUUCAGAAACAUCGUGGCUGACUUCUCUGACGAUCUUUCAGCUCCAACAACUGCAACCUCUUCAAAUAAACUCGACAAAGAAGUUAAGGUGAAGGUAGAAAGCCCUGAAGUUAUUGCAGUCAAUUAA